Molecule: messenger RNA, 3865 nt
Organism: Dioscorea cayenensis subsp. rotundata (Guinea yam)
Lineage: Eukaryota; Viridiplantae; Streptophyta; Magnoliopsida; Dioscoreales; Dioscoreaceae
Product: pentatricopeptide repeat-containing protein At5g61990, mitochondrial
Exons: 4
Coding region: 63-3110 (1015 amino acids)
Molecular function (GO): protein binding
Source: RefSeq, a predicted model, not a curated record
CCGCCCUCAAAGACGCACUCUCGAGUCUCGAUGAUCCAGACGGAGAGGGAAAGAGAGAAGCUAUGAGACUCCCUCGCCGGAGACCACUCCUCCUCGGAGACAUCCACCGGAGAAGAGACCGGAGAAAUCCAUUGCCAUACCUAUGCUUCUCAACCUCCAUCAAAGAAGGAGGAGGAGGAGCCUCAAAUGGCGGUGAUCUCGUCCGAGAGAUCUCCAGCCUGCUCCGCGCUCGAACCGACUGGAAGCUACUCAUGCUCUCCUCUGACCUCCAUCGAAGACUCAACCCUAACGCCAUCUCUUCCGUGAUCGAAUCCCAGAAUCAGGUACUCGAUCCCGAGCUCCUCCUUGAUUUCUUCUACUGGUCUUCUUGCCAUAUCGGACCCCCUCCGAAUAUCGAUUCUUUCUCCAAUCUCGCUGUUCUUCUUUGCAAUUCUGGCCUUUUCCCCCUCGCAAACGACCUCGUCGAGCGCAUGAUCAAGGCCCACCCGUCGCCCUCUUCGGUACUGGAUUCCAUUACUGAUUGCUUCAAACGAUGCGAGAAAUCCAACCCCGCGGUCUUUGACGUUCUCAUUAUUAAUUACAAGAAGAUGGGGCUGCUCAAAAGUGCUGCUGAAUUUGUUCUAUUGAUGAAAGGCGGCUCCUUUAAGCCCGGUUUGAGGUGCUGCAAUGGCUUGUUGAAGGACCUCUUGAAGGUCAAUCAAAUGGAUUUGUUCUGGAAGAUCAAUGAAUUUAUGGUCGAAAAACGAAUUCUUCGGGAUGUUUACACUUUUACUAUCUUGAUUGGUGCUUAUUUCAAGGCUGGGGAUGCUGCGAAGGCGAAGAAGGUCUUCCGGGAGAUGGAAUCCAUGGGUUGUGUUCCUCAUGCUGCGACAUAUAAUACAUUGAUUGACGGGUUAUGUAGGAGUGGUGCUAUUGACGAUGCUUUUGAAUUGAAGAGAGAAAUGGCGGAGAAGGGCCUGGUAGCUGAUGCUUUCACCUAUGGGGCACUCAUCAAUGGCUUAUGCAAGGACAUGAGAUCAAAAGAAGCAAAAUUGCUUCUCAGUGAGAUGCUUGGAUUAGGCCUGAAUCCUGGUGUUAUUGCUUAUUCAUCAUUGAUUGAUGGAUUUAUGAGAGAGAGUAAUGUUGAUGAAGCAUUCAAGAUUAGAGAUGAGAUGGUUGCUUCUGACAUCCGUCCGAACAUUGUGGUCUAUAACAGUCUUGUCCGGGGAGUCUGUAAGAUGGGCAAAAUAGAUAAAGCACUAGAGCUCUUGAAGGAGAUGGCCAGUGCGGGUUGGAAUCCAGACACAAUGACUUACAAUCUGGUUAUUGAAGCUCAUUUCCGAGAGCAGGAUGUGAAAGGGGUGUUUCACAUGCUUGAUGAAAUGAGGAAUCAGAAUGUGCCAUCAAAUGUGUAUACAUAUAGUGUUAUAAUCAACGGGUUCUGUCGUUGCGGUGAGAUGAUGCAGGCAGCUGAGUUUUUGGAGGAAAUGAUUGUGAAGGGUUUGCAGCCAAAUGCAGUGAUUUAUGCUACUUUAAUUUCAGGCUACUGUCGGGAAGGUAGGCUCACUGAAGCUUGUGACAUUUUAGAUAAAAUGCAUGAACAAAUGGUGGUUCCAGAUGUGUUCUGUUACAACUCACUUAUAGCUGGUCUUUGCAAGAGUGGGAAAAUGGAUGAGGCAAGGGACUAUUUGGCACAAAUGCAGGAGAUCAAGCUGUUGCCGAACUCUUUUACAUAUGGGUCACUUAUUCAUGGGCAUAGCAAGGUUGGGAAUAUGGACAAGGCUGACAUGUACUUUCAGGAAUUGCUUUCUCAUGGUCUAAAGCCGAAUGACAUCAUAUACACGACCCUUAUCGAUGGUCACUGCAAAGCAGACGAUGUUGCAAAGGCCUUCUCCACAUUUCAUUCCAUGUUGGAAAGAGGUGUGUUACCGGAUGUGCAAACAUAUAGCAUUCUCAUCCAUAGCUUGUCGAAGAGGGGAAAGAUGCAAGAUGUUUUGCAGAUCUUUUCUGAACUUAAACAAAAGGGCAUGCCCCCAGAUUCAUACACUUAUACCUCUAUUAUAUCUGGAUUUUUUAAGACAGGUGAUUCGGAGAAAGCUUUACACUUCUAUGAUGAGAUGUGUGAGCAAGGUAUUGAGCCGACUAUUGUUACCUAUAAUGCUUUAAUUGAUGGUAUUUGCAAGUCAGGUGACAUUGAGAGUGCCAGAAGGUUAAUCAGUAGCAUCUUGGAGAAAGGUUUAGUGCCAAAUGCUGCAACAUACACUAUAAUGAUUGAUGGAAACUGCAAAUCUGGAAAUAUCACCGAGGCUUUUAAGUUAUUUGAUGAGAUGUUAUCAAAAGGGAUCAAUCCAGAUAACUUUGUGUACAAUGUUCUUCUUGGUGGCUGUUGCAGGGUAGGCGACUUAAAUAGAGCCUUGGAUCUAUUAAAUGAAAUGGUGCAUGGAGGGUUUGCAACUGUGCUAUCAUUCAACACAUUGAUAGAUGGUUUCUGCAAACUGGGGAAGCUGCAAGAAGCAAAUCAAUUACUGCAAGUGAUGAAUGACAAGCACAUUAGUCCUAAUAAUGUUUCUUACACAACCUUGAUUGAUGGGCACAGCAAGGCAGGAAAUAUGGAGGAGGCAUGUCGGCUUUUUUCAGAGAUGCAGGAAAAGAAGCUUUCACCUAACACAGUCACUUAUACUUCCCUCAUUGAUGGCCACAGUAAAAAAGGCAACUUGGUGGAGGCAUUUGCUUUGUUUGAAGAGAUGCUCGCUAAGGGAGUAUUACCUGAUGAAAUUGCUUACCAGGUCAUGAUUCAUGCUCAUUGCAAAGAAGAAAACUUGGUCAAAGUUUUUCAAUUGCGGGAUGAGAUGACAGGAAAAGGCAUGCGGAUGAGCGGGGCCACGUAUCUCACAAUGGUAGAUGGCCUCUGCAGGAAGGGUGAUGUUGCAAAGGCAAUUAAGUUGCUGGAUGAUAUGGAAGUGCAAGGCAUCUCGUCCAAUGAUGCUCAAUGCAGGAUGCUAAUUGAUAGGCUUCAAAGGUCAGGAUUCAUGGAUGAAGCUUGCCAAAUUUCAGAGAUUACCACAAAGAAAGGUUGGGUGGCCAGGGAAUCUUCUUCAAACCCUUUACUUGAAGAAGCAAGCUGCCAUUGAUAGCGGUUACAUCGCUAGUAGAGAAUUACCAUUGACAUUAGUUGAAGACCUCUCACCUGAUAGUUUCUUUGCAAGGAAAUUUCUACAGGAAAACAAUGUUGAAUGCUGUUCCAUGUACUACGAAGUGCUAAGCCCCUAACUUGUUCUUGUAUGAUCUCAGCAUCACCUGGCAUGCCACAUAAUUCCCUAGACAGCCUCCCACAAUUAUACACCGAGUGUAUAAACAAAGAUUCAUGCUCAUUGUCCGAAUAGCAUCAUUGGAGAAGACUUGGCAUAAGAACCUGCUGUCAUCUUCCCAAAUAGAAGUUGCAGCUAAGAGGGAAUGCAAGUUCUAAUACCAUAUUAAGAAUGAAGAAUAUGAUAUUUUUUGACAAGAGGAACAGACAGUCCGAACGCCUUGCUAAACUGUUAGGGGCAUGCACAAGCUUCGGUAAAGCAAGUGGGGGUGGGGCUCACGUACACAUGGGCGUUGGGACCACCCACACACAACCACCGCUCACAUCUCCUAGAAUGUGCCCUCAGUCGAGAAUCGAACUCUCACUACUCGGUUAAGAGCUCUAUCGGCGACCCGUAUAUCAAUAGAUCAUUUGGUCUAAUCAUUUUUUUUAGGUGAACAAUUCCAAAUGAAUGUUUCUCUCUGGAGAAUAAGAUGCUGAAUAGCUGGGGGAGGAUCCAAUGCUGAAAGUACUACCUCAAUAAACUUGAUGUUUGAAUGACAAGUGCUUUCCAUAUUUAUGAAAUUUUAUUUAUAAUAA